This is a messenger RNA of Lachnellula hyalina, 432 nucleotides long. It is a transcript of the gene Txnl4a, whose product is annotated as Thioredoxin-like protein. The transcript is spliced from 2 exons. The coding region runs from base 1 to 432 and encodes 143 amino acids. Gene Ontology annotation, cellular component: U4/U6 x U5 tri-snRNP complex; U5 snRNP; spliceosomal complex. The record is from RefSeq and is a predicted model, not a curated record. Gene Ontology annotation, biological process: mRNA splicing, via spliceosome. NCBI's taxonomy places the organism in Eukaryota, Fungi, Ascomycota, Leotiomycetes, Helotiales, Lachnaceae.
AUGGGCUCCGUCGUCCUCCCCCAUCUUGUCACCGGCUGGCAUGUCGACCAAGCCAUCAUGUCUGAAGAAGAGCGUCUGGUCAUAAUCCGCUUUGGUCGCGACUGGGACCCCGACUGCAUGCGACAAGACGAAGUCCUCUAUCGUAUCGCCGACCGUGUCAAGAACUUUGCCGUCAUCUACGUCUGCGACUUGGACCAAGUCCCCGACUUUAAGCAAAUGUACGAACUCUACGACCCCGUCACCCUUAUGUUCUUCUUCCGCAACAAACACAUGAUGUGCGAUUUCGGCACGGGCAAUAAUAAUAAGUUGAACUGGGUGCUGGACGAUAAGCAGGAGUUGAUUGAUAUUAUUGAGACGAUCUAUCGUGGGGCGAAGAAGGGUCGUGGUUUGGUUGUUAGUCCGAAAGAUUAUUCAACCAGGUAUCGUUACUAG